Raphanus sativus (radish) is the source of this 1085-nucleotide messenger RNA. RefSeq lists its product as uncharacterized. The transcript has a single exon. Bases 145 to 951 code for a protein of 268 amino acids. Lineage: Eukaryota; Viridiplantae; Streptophyta; Magnoliopsida; Brassicales; Brassicaceae. The record is from RefSeq and is a predicted model, not a curated record.
GAGAGAGAGCAAAGGUGAUUCCUCUAUUUUUAUCAAACAAUACUCUCUCUUUCUAUUUCAGAUUUUUUUGUUGUUUUUUCAUAGAAAAGAGAGAAGUUUUGUGUGUUGUAUCUGUUUUGCUCUAUUUGUUAAAAGAAAGAAAAGAUGCAAGUUGUUUCUCCUUCGUCUCCGGCGGCUAGGUUCGUCGGAAAAGAAAGAUUCGCCGAGCUUUACGGGAAACUAAACGACGACUUCAGCUCCAAACUCAAGGUCAGCGGUGUUACAGAGAUGGAAGAAGAAAAAUCUGAUCAUGAUGAUGAUAACCAUGAUGGAGAAGAAGGUGAUGAGUUCUCGUUCGCUAGUGUAAAUGGAGAGACCUCACCGAUAACGGCGGACGAAGCUUUCGAAGACGGUCAGAUCCGACCGGUUUACCCUUUCUUUAACCGGAAUCUCCUCUUCGAACCGGAGGCUAAAGAGUCUCUCCGUUCACCUCUCAAGAAGGUCUUCGUUGAACGAGACGAAGCUACCACAACCGCGGCAACGAGGGAAGAAGAAUCUGAACCGAUCGGUCCUUAUUGCUCGUGGUCAGGUAGGACGGUGGAGGAAGCUUCGCCGAAGACUUGUCGGAAAAGCAACUCGACGGGAUUCUCGAAGCUUUGGAGGUUCAGAGAUCUUGUCCUGAGAAGCAAAAGCGACGGCAAAGACGCGUUUGUGUUUCUCAGCAACGGUUCUUCUUCGUCGAAGUCGUCUCCUUCUUCAACAACUGCCGCGGCGGCGAAACCGAGCGGCGGUGUGAAGAGAACGCCGGAGAAAGCAGCGAAGAAGAUGAAAGCGAAGUCGGCGCACGAGAGACUGUACAUGAGGAACAGAGCGAUAAGGGAAGAAGGGAAACGGAGAUCGUAUCUUCCCUACAAACAUGUCGGAUUCUUCACUAAUGUCAAUGGUCUUACAAGGAAUGUUCAUCCUUACUGAUCAUCAGCUUCUUUUUCCGACACAACUAUAGUUUAAAUCUAACCCUGUCUUAAUACUAUGAUAACCUUCUUUUUUUGUAAGUAAAAAGUUAUUUAUUUUUUCGUAUAUUCGCAUCACAUUCCUUUCUACCGACA